CGGAAGUGACGACAUUGCUUUCGAUUUCAUCGCACACUGGUGUCAUGUCAUGGAGAUGUGAGUUUUAAAUUGCUGCUCCAGUCCUGCCUAAAUGCUCCCAUGUAUUGGAGGUGAAUUGGCAACAAUAUCAUCUAACAGUCAAAUCCUCUGAACAUCCUCAGAUGGAUUUACCAGUGGAGGCAACAGUGCAUUUGAACCUUUUCCCCAAUGAGGCGGAGGUGAUAGAACUACUCCAGUCACAUGGCUUUAGUUUGACGAAUCUGAGUCAAGACCAGGUGCGUGUGAAGGGGUCGUUUCUGAAACUCAAAGCUGUGAAGGCCUCUCUGGAGCAGAUUGUUAAAUCAGACAAUAAGACGGACAUCGUUCCGGUCCCAAAAGCCUCCUAUGCUUCCUCUGGAGCCGUUCCCAAACACUACCCCCGAAACAGCUCAGUGUCCAAUGCUAACAGAAGCCGAGACAAGCCUCCGCACUCUUCUCCAUCUUCACCCUCCUCCUCCUCGCCUCCGUCAUCUCCAAACAAACAUCCAAGCUCACCAUACAAAGCGUCUCCUUCUCCAGAACCAGAUCAGCGCGGCUCAUUCAGUCCUCGAAGUGAGUCAUUUAGCGUCGAUGCAGAUGUGUUUAGGUACGCAGAUCGGCUCAGAAAAAGAGACAUUGAUGGCAUCGUGGAAUGCCAUAAUGUCAAAAUGAUGGUAGUAAAAGUAGGCGAUAGCGCCAGCAUCACUCUACAUGGGAAGAGCGCGAGAACAGCGGUCGGUAAACUACAGAGCCUCCUGGAUGAUCUCAACCAAUCACUGCGCACACAGGAAGUCCUUCUAAAGGACAUGGAUCAAGAAGGCAGGGUGCUUUUAGAGAAGAUCAAGAAAGACAGAAACAUUUACAACUCAGUGCUCGUAUGUCCCAUGGAUGUCAAACUUCGCCUGAUUGGACCGUCCCGUGAGAGCCACGAUUUAAAGCACAUACUCUUACGGAGGCAGAGGGAGCAGUCACGACAUCCAGAGAGGACGUCGGUCACAAUAGAGAAAAGGAGGAGCCGCUCUCUGCCACCGGUCAGUCACAAGAACGCCAGAGAUAGGGGGGGCAUCGACACGUCAUAUCCUUACGCAGAUGAGGCUGGUUACUCUCCUUCAAGGUACCAGGACGAGGAGCUGGGAGCGGUUGGUUCCUUUGGUGGAGCUUCAAUGGAUAGAAGACGCCCUGAAUCCAGAAGAUACGCCCCGAAAGAAAGGGUGCAAAAGAAGGACGAGAAAAGUCCUAAAUCACCUAAGAAAGCCUGGAACAGUUUCAAGAGAAAGUUGACAUCUUUAAGGAAAAAGAAAAAAUAAGGAGUGAAGUUUUGUAAAUGAGGUAGAAAGACCAUGCUACCUUAUCGUACAUUUUUUUUGACACUAUUAUGUGUCUUAAAAGCUGUUAUUUGUCUUAUGGAGUCUGCAGUUGCACUAUGUUGUAAAUCAGAACUGGAUUUGUAUCGGGAUUCUUGAGGCCAAUAGCAUUGAGCACAUAUUUGUACCGCUGAAUUUACUUUCACAAUAGAGAUUGAUUGUAAGGCUAUUGUAGCAUAGCGCCAUCUGCUGGUUUGUUCAGUUUCCGAGGUUCAAUAUCACGAGACUGACGUGUAUUGAUGCUGUCUCCUUUUAUUGGUAGUGAUACAUUAUAGCCUUGAAAAUGAAAUGAUUUUCUAAAAUUAGUAUUUUUUUAAUCAGCAUUGUUUCAGUUCAGUUUCCCAAAGCAUAUCAUUUUUAUUGACAUUUUCACAGUUCAUUUUCAUUUUACUUUCAGUUUUAUAAUCACUGUUGUACACAGAUACUGUACCAAUAUACCGGAUUGUGAUCAAAAUAACCGUUAAUAUAAGACAUGCAAAUAUGGGUUGGGAUCUGUUGUCCUUUUAAUCAUCUCUUUAAAAGGAUUGUUGUUGCAGUGUAACAUUUAAAUCAAUAAGUCAGAUUGAUAAAUAUCAUGCAAUAUACUGA
Molecule: messenger RNA, 1970 nt
Organism: Trematomus bernacchii (emerald rockcod)
Lineage: Eukaryota; Metazoa; Chordata; Actinopteri; Perciformes; Nototheniidae
Gene: rbm43
Exons: 3
Coding region: 162-1325 (387 amino acids)
Source: RefSeq, a predicted model, not a curated record